Molecule: messenger RNA, 1110 nt
Organism: Geodia barretti
Lineage: Eukaryota; Metazoa; Porifera; Demospongiae; Tetractinellida; Geodiidae
Source: the annotation of a GenBank genome assembly
CGCGGGAGGUCUCGGGUGGAAUUCAGUAUUGCAGUUCUCAGCGGCGACGGCAUUGGGCCGGAGGUUACCGCCGAGGGGGUUAAGGCCCUGGAGGCGGUGGGCCGCGCCUUUGGCCACACCUUCAACCUCGAAUACGGCGACGUGGGCGGUAUCUCCAUAGACAAGCAUGGUACGCCCCUUACGACGGAAGUUCGAGAACUGGCCGGCGCCGCCGACGCAGUCCUUUUCGGCGCGGUGGGCGGGCCCAAGUGGGACGAUCCAUCGGCAACAGUGCGGCCCGAGGACGGCCUGCUCCAACUACGUUCCCACCUGGGCGUCUUCGCCAACAUCCGCCCCGUCAAGGUCUAUCCCAACCUGGUGGAAUCCAGCGUCCUGAAGCCCGAGGUCCUGGAAGGGGUAGACAUGGUGGUGGUGAGGGAACUGACCGGCGGGCUCUACUACGCCGAGCCCAAGGGCCGCCACCAGACUCCCCAGGGCUGGACGGGCGUGGACACCAUGCGCUACAGCGAGGGCGAGAUCGAGCGGGUCCUUAGGGUAGGGUUUGAGCUGGCCCGGGGCCGUCGCAAGAAGCUGGCGUCCAUCGACAAGGCCAACGUGCUGGAAUGUUCCCGCCUCUGGCGGCAGAUUGCCACCCGCCUGGGCGAGGAGUACCCCGAUGUGGAGCUGGAGCACGUUUUGGUAGACGCCUGCGCCAUGCAAUUGAUACAGCGCCCAGCCCACUUCGAUGUCAUUGUGGCGGAGAACACCUUUGGAGACAUCCUCACCGACGAGGCGGCAGUGCUGUCCGCCUCCAUGGGCCUGCUGCCCUCGGCCAGCCUGGCUGACGUGCCCAUAGAGGGGCGCAGGAUCCCCGGCUUUUACGAGCCUAUCCACGGCACCGCGCCGGACAUAGCCGGACAGGGCAUUGCCAAUCCGGUGGCCUCCACCCUCAGCGUGGCCCUGAUGCUACGCUACUCCCUGGGCCUGACCGAAGAGGCGGCCAGCGUCGAACGGUCGGUGGAAAUGGCCCUGGAUGCCGGGCACCGCACUCCGGAUAUAGCAGUGGAAGGCACCCACCGGGUCAGCACGACCGAAAUGGGCGACCUGAUCGCCAACGCCAUAGCGCCGUAG